This is a messenger RNA of Argentina anserina (silverweed cinquefoil), 515 nucleotides long. Its product is annotated as cyclin-dependent protein kinase inhibitor SMR4. Bases 56 to 256 code for a protein of 66 amino acids. Gene Ontology annotation, cellular component: nucleus. The record is from RefSeq and is a predicted model, not a curated record. Gene Ontology annotation, biological process: regulation of DNA endoreduplication. NCBI's taxonomy places the organism in Eukaryota, Viridiplantae, Streptophyta, Magnoliopsida, Rosales, Rosaceae. The transcript has a single exon.
UCGACGGACCAGAAAGCUUUUGAAAUUUCGGAGUUCAUCAAUCCGACGGCUGCGAAUGGAGCGGAGCGACGAGGAUUGCAUGACGCCGAAGCGCCGAGAGUGUAGGAUACCGGAGGCCUCCAUGUGUCCGCCGGCGCCGAGGAAGAAAGCCGCCGGGGAUCAAACAAAGAGGGACCCGCCGAAGAACGGCUACUUCCAGCCGCCCGAUCUCGACUCACUGUUCACUCUUCCGCCUAGAGCUCAAGUUUGCGCAUAACCAGUUUCGACAUUCAUUACACGAAUAACACGGCGGUCUGGUUUUGUUUGUGUACAUACUCUUAUUAUGUUUAUUUUGUUUUCCACUUCUGUAUUCUUCAAUUCGGGUUGGCUUGCCUGAAUUUCUUUAUUUUUCCGGUAAUGGGGACAAAUCGGAGUGGGUGUGGAGGGAGAACUGUAGACCUCAAGUGGGUCAUUUGUGAUGAAAUAAAAGGUUGGGGGGUUUGAAUCGAUUACCCUAAAAGGGAACCAAUAAAUUC